GUCUGCCGGGAGGGAGCAUGGCUGCCAGGGAGGCGGGCGGCGUGGUGCUGGGCAAGGCGGCCGAGAAGCUCUUCUCCCUCAGCGGGCUGUUCGCCGUGUACAAGCCCAAGGGGCCCACCUCUGCCGGCGUGCUCAACCUGCUGAAGGAGAGGCUGCUGGCAGAAGCUGGCGUGCGAACAAAUGGGAACAAAAGAAAUCAGGUUUUGAAAAUUGGACAUGGUGGAACUUUGGACAGUGCAGCUGAAGGAGUUCUGGUGAUUGGUAUUGGAAAAGGAACAAAAAUGCUGGGAUCUAUGUUGGCAGGUUCCAAGAAAUACACUGCCAUUGGACUCCUGGGCAAAGCUACUGAUACAUUAGAUGCUACAGGAAAAGUCACUGAAGAAAAACCUUAUGACCAGAUAACAAAAGGAGAUCUUGAAAAUGUGCUACAGAAGUUCACAGGGGACAUAAUGCAGGUUCCUCCACUCUAUUCUGCUUUGAAGAAGGAUGGAGAAAGGCUAUCAACUCUGAUGAAGAGAGGAGAAGCAGUCGAAGCAAAGCCUGCUCGGCCAGUAAGAGUGUACAGCCUCUCUCUCCAGCAGUUCCAGCCACCACUGUUCACACUGGAUGUUGAAUGUGGCGGUGGCUUUUAUGUCAGGAGCCUGGUCAGUGACAUUGGCAAAGAACUCUCUACCUGUGCCACUAUGCAAGAGCUGACCCGAACCAAACACGGGCCAUUUACGCUGGAAGAGCAUGCCCUUCAUGAAGACAAAUGGACAAUUGAUGAAAUUGCACAAUCCUUAGAGCAUUGCACAUCUCUCCUCCCAGGAGAGCCAUCUCAUAAAAAAUUGAAGACAGAGCAUCCUGGUGAAACUGCUGUGAGCUGUGAAGACAAGUGAUAAGUUAGGUCAAGGAAAAAGACUGAAUGAUUGAGACAUUUUAAGAUUGGAUUGGGAUUGUCUUGCCUCCUGUGUAUAUCUGCAAGUCUGUAUUGGGAGGGUGACAAACUGCAGUGCAAGAAAAAUGGUUCUUUUGUUUUCUGGGCUGAGAACAUGCACUGAAAAUAUCCAGCUCUUGCUGUUUCCUCAUCUGUUUAUUUUCCUUCUUGCACACUGUAAAUGGAUCUGCCACUGAUGUCAAAUGUUUGUAAAGUUUUAAAGAACUUGUAGGGUGAAAUAUACCUGUUGUUGCUACUUCCUCAAUAAAAUAUAAACAUUAAGGUUUGAUAAAUGUGCUCCCAAAAAAUUAUCUUUUUUUUUUCUCUAUAGCUGGUAAUCAAAUCCUGAAAUACCAUGGCGACAAGACUGUCAGAGCCUGAAGGUACAAGACUGUGGUGCGGCAAUUUGCUUUCUCGAAAUGCAUUUCAGGAUCUGUCCAUUUUACUGUAGUUUUUCGUAUGCAGAGUGUUCUUUCAGUCAAACGUUAUCCAGACUGCAUUAAAUGCUAGCAUUUUACAUUGCCUGCACUGUCAGUGUAAGUGAAGAGUUUCAAGAGUAAACAAUCCCUGAAGGUAACUGGUUGAUAACAGGUGCUCUGAAGAGCGUGGUCAUCGUUACAGGUGUACAAAUCUUACUCUGCUACAACAUCCCAGUUGGUGACCAUCCAUAAUUUAAAGUAUAGUUAACUGGUAUGCUGUUCAUAGGGCUUACGGAAUUAACUUUUGCCAUCUGUGAGUUGCUUGAGCUGUCUGCUGUGGAUUGGGUAGAAGGUUGAUGUGCUUCCGGACUUUGACUGUUAUUGUACAGUACAACCUGUACUCGUUGUACAGGCAAGAAGGAUGCACCAUCGAGGAUCCUUGCUGAAGCUGUUUUAAUUCACUGGGGCAGUGAGGGCCUGUUCCACAAUGGAAUUUGAUUGAACUGGUUAUUUCUCACCACUGCUUCCCUUGGGAUUUUCAAAAUGACUAAAACACAGUGGUUUGAGAAUGCUAAAAAAGCACCCUAGUUUGUUUCCAUGUGUGUAGUGGACAAUCCUAGAAGGAUUUCACUAUGUAUUCCCAUACAAGUUAGUAGCUGGUCUGUUUUCCUCUUGUCAUAAUGAGGAACACAAGGAAUAGUUUAACCAUGUGAGUGAUAUUUGAGAGGCAGUCCUGCUUUUGAAAUGGUCUCUGAAGCAUCACAGGAGAGCAGUGGACUGGCUGCUGUUACAGUUCUGUGCUGCUGCAGGCCAAGUGUCCUGCUGUGGCUUUGAACAACUCCUACACCUUAGGGUUUGGUUUUGGAGUACAGGGGCUUGACUCUGAGUAACUGAAUGCUGUAAAGCUGAGAGCUGGUGCUUAGAUUAGGGCCUAUCUUUUAGAGAGAGACAUGAACAUUUGAUUUAAUGGCUCUAUCCUAAUGGACUUGCUAAUUUCUAUGGUAAGGUAUCUUGAUAGCUAAUUACCUCUGUUGCUUAAAAGAAGGUGUGUUUUAUUCCCAACUUGACUUGAAUCUCCACAUGCUGCAUUUUAUGUCUGUGUCUGCACCUUACAAAAAGGUAUUGUGUGAAAUGAUCAAGUUCCAACCUUACUUUAAAUCUAAGAAAUGAAAUAAAGAUCCUGAAGUUUCUCAUUGCAGGAUACCUUUCCAGACAUCUAUAGGGGCUUUUAUGUUUUUCAUACAAUAAGAAACUGAAGUCUCUGCAAGAUUAAUGAAGCUUUUGUUUAGAGGAAGGGUAGAGUUUAUGCUUCAUUGUUCAGUAAACAGGCAUUUUUCUUCUUUUGUGUAUUACUAUAAAGAAUUUACGGGAAAUGUUGAAAAUAUCACGAGCAAAUUGAAAUGUUAGAGCGCAGCAGCAGCAGUAUAUUUAAUGUAUAAUAUAGAUGAAGUAACCAUUGUAAGGAAUUUUGCUAGAGAUGGGAGAAAAGCAUUGUGUUCUGUAAGAGAACAGUGGGAGAUUUCAGCUGUUUCUUUUCAGGGUGGGUUUUUUGUCCUUUGGAUAGAAACAGAGAAGAAAGAGAUUAUUUCCUAAGGAAAUCAAAUAAAGCGGAAAAUUUCAUUUUCCAGUAUACUUA
Strigops habroptila (Kakapo) is the source of this 2971-nucleotide messenger RNA. RefSeq names its product TruB pseudouridine synthase family member 1 (gene TRUB1). Gene Ontology annotation, molecular function: RNA binding; pseudouridine synthase activity. Lineage: Eukaryota; Metazoa; Chordata; Aves; Psittaciformes; Psittacidae. The record is from RefSeq and is a predicted model, not a curated record. Gene Ontology annotation, cellular component: mitochondrion. Gene Ontology annotation, biological process: tRNA modification; mRNA pseudouridine synthesis. The transcript is spliced from 8 exons. The coding region runs from base 18 to 878 and encodes 286 amino acids.